Messenger RNA from Anopheles coustani, 1724 nucleotides. RefSeq names its product 26S proteasome non-ATPase regulatory subunit 11 (gene Rpn6). NCBI's taxonomy places the organism in Eukaryota, Metazoa, Arthropoda, Insecta, Diptera, Culicidae. The record is from RefSeq and is a predicted model, not a curated record. Gene Ontology annotation, molecular function: protein binding; structural molecule activity. The transcript is spliced from 4 exons. Bases 222 to 1472 code for a protein of 416 amino acids. Gene Ontology annotation, biological process: ubiquitin-dependent protein catabolic process. Gene Ontology annotation, cellular component: proteasome regulatory particle, lid subcomplex.
UGACAAAAUUCAGAAGAAUUGUCGAAAGCGCUGCUCACAACUCUCACUGCACUCGGCAUAAAUUGUGGCGUGAAUUUUGCUGUUAAACCAUCGAUAAAACAUCAACAAAACAUUCUAUUCGCUGCACGUUCUGUGAAAUCAGUUUAAAAGAAAGGAAGCAAAAAAGUUAGUUUUUCACAAGUGCACAAAGAUCCUCUCGCAAAGGCAAAGAGAUAGUAAGGAUGGCUGGCGCUAUGUUGAUCGAUCGUGCCCAGUCGCACUCACUGAACCGCCAGGAUAUGACAAACUUUGCCCGCGAUCUCGAAGUGGACGAAAACGAUGAGGAACAGAUUCGACAAAAGGAACAGAAAAUUCUCGAACUUGGCGAGACGUACAAGAAGGAGGGCAAGGCCAAAGAGCUGGCCGAUCUGAUUAAAGUGACCCGUCCGUUCCUGAGCUUCCUGAGCAAAGCGAAAGCGGCCAAACUCGUGCGCUCGCUGGUGGACCUAUUUCUCGACCUGGAGGCCGAAACUGGCAUCGAGGUGCAGCUAUGCAAGGAGUGCAUCGAAUGGGCAAAGCAGGAAAAGCGCACCUUCCUGCGGCAGUCGCUAGAGGCGCGCCUGAUUGCGCUCUACUUCGAUACCGGCAUGUACACGGAUGCGCUCAACCUUGGCAGCCAGCUGCUAAAGGAACUGAAGAAGCUCGAUGAUAAAAAUCUGCUGGUGGAGGUCCAACUGCUCGAGAGCAAAACCUAUCACGCGUUGAGCAAUCUUCCGAAGGCUCGCGCUGCCCUCACCUCCGCUCGUACCACAGCGAAUGCAAUCUAUUGUGCGCCGAAGGUUCAGGCCACCUUGGAUCUGCAGUCCGGCAUUCUUCAUGCAGCCGACGAGCGCGACUUUAAAACCGCUUUCUCGUACUUCUAUGAAGCUUUUGAGGGAUUCGAUUCUGUGCAGAGUAGCAAGGCUCUUACCGCACUCAAGUAUAUGUUGCUGUGUAAGAUUAUGCUCGGUCAGUCGGACGAUGUGAAUCAAAUUGUGAGCGGUAAGCUGGCAAUCACAUAUUCUGGCCGUGACAUCGAUGCCAUGAAGGCGGUCGCAGAGGCAUCGCACAAACGGUCCCUAGCCGACUUUCAGGACGCACUGAAGAAGUAUAAGAAGGAGCUGGAGGAUGACGUCAUCGUGAAGGCACACUUGGGCACGCUGUACGACACGAUGCUGGAGCAGAACCUGUGCCGCAUCAUCGAGCCGUACUCGCAGUGCGAGGUGAGCUUCAUUGCGGACCAGAUUGCCCUGCCCAUCGCCCAAGUGGAGAAGAAGCUGUCCCAGAUGAUCCUGGACAAGAAGUUUAGCGGCAUCCUCGAUCAGGGCAUCGGAGUGUUGAUCGUGUUCGAGGAGACACCGGUCGACAAAACCUAUGAGACUGCACUGGAGACGAUACAGCAUAUGGGCAAGGUCGUCGAUACGCUUUACCAGAAGGCGAAGAAGCUUACGUAAAAUGUUGGUCAGGGAGAGGUAGGACUGUUUUUUUUUUCUUUUUCGAAACUGCAGCGUAUAGUGGCGGAAAACCGUCGAACGAAGAACGUUUUCACACGAUGGAAAAUAGUUUGUUUUCUCAAAUUCCCCCAUAACUUUCGUAUUGUAUUGUGCACCGAAAGGUUGUUCUUUAGUUGAUCCAAAUUUCUUAAAUCCGGUUUUGUCGCAAAUCCAGGGGUCAUUGAUAAAAGAAUAAAGGAUAACCAAAACACA